AUGAAGCCCGAAGAGACUAUCCUGCGCAUUGGCGACAGCAUCUCCCUCUUCUCCAUCGAAGGCAACGGCUACGUGUCCUCUGAAGGAUUCAUCGACAGCGACUGCCAGAUCUCGACCAUUGGGCAAGACAAGCGCAUCCCAGACCACUUCUCUGACUGCGUUUUCAGGAUCUGUCCACGCAACAAGUACGAUGCGCACACGGCGCUGAACGAUCAGCUCGACGCGGUGAGCCGCACGCGUGCGUCCAUCGGCUCGCGUCAGUUCGACCCCGACCCCGAAGCCGUGCACCUCGAGAAGAAACUGCUUCAGCUCAAGAAACACGAAGUGGAGGAGGAGAGCGAGAAUCACGCCGAGUUCGGCCGGCUCGCGGGCAACACACUCUCCUACGGCCAGACCGUGCAACUGCUGCACGUCAAGAGCAACAAGUUUGUCACCGUGACAUCCAAGGAGAUCGCCGAAAUCGAGACACAUUGCCUGCGCGUGUACCUGGACCCCAUGGGCAACGAGGGAUCCUGGUUCACCCUCCUCCCUCGCUUCAAGACCAUGGCCGAAGGCGAGAACAUUCACUUGGGAGAUCAAAUCAUUUUGGAGUCCAAGUGCUACAACUCCAUCUUCCUGCACGUGAGCAAGGAGACCAUGUACCAGAAGCGCGAGGUCAACGCCACGACCGAGAAGAGCAGCUGGCGCGUGAUCCCCUUCGCGCCCUUCGUGCCCGAGUCCGACUCGUUCCUCAAGGCCGGCGACGUCAUCCGCAUGUUCCACAAGGAGGCCGAGGGCUAUCUCACCAACGAGCUGCCCGACGACGACUUUGUCGACGAGGACGCCGAGAAGGAAAAGCCCACGGCCCCCCCGACCCACAGAAGGACGAGGCUGUUCGCGGGUUCGGGACAACUGUCGGACGACGCGAAGAAGGCUCCGCAGAACUCCAAUGCCCUGUGGCAGAUCGAACUGGACAGGCCCAACCGAGGCGGCGUCGUCCAAUACGAGACAUUCUACAGAUUCAAACACAUCGCGACCGGUCACUAUUUGGCGGCGUAUCCCAAGCCGAAGGAGAAGAACGCGAGUCCCAUCUCCCUACGCCGGAGGGACAAGGACGACAGCGGCGCGGGUGGAAUGCUGAAGCUGAACGUCCCGCAGCUCAAGCGGCGCAUGGGACUGAGCCUGGGCAGCGCUAGUGACGAAGAGGAAGAGGAGCUGGUCGAGUGCACAUUUACCACUGUCAAGGAAUUCAGCAACUCGGCCACGCUCUUCACCGUUCAUCCACUGGGCGCCACCAUUGAUACGGAUAAGCGGGUCAAGCUGGAAUCGUACAUGCGCAUUCGUCAUGUCAACACCAAGUGCUACCUGCACGCCUGCAAAGAAGCACAGGAGAAGAACAGGAUGAAGUUGAUCGGUCGCGAGGAGCGCCUCGACGAGGACGCCUUUGCGGUGGUGCCUGCCUCGCGCGAGGAGAUCGACAACCUGCUCCGCGCAGUGGGCCAGGUAGCCAUCCUGAAGCAGUGUGUGGCCAAGUUGGCGCAGGGCGAGAAGAUGGACUUCACCAAGACCGGGCUCACGGUCUCGAAGGGCAUUCUGGCCAUGGACACCAAGCGAGUCAUCGGCGUGCUCAAGGACCUCAUCAUCUCGUGCACCAUUUCCUCGACCGGCGAUGAUGACGUGCUGUCGCGCGAGGGCAUUCCCAUUCCAGCCAAUCAGGACCUGCUCCGCGAACAACACGUGAUUGCGAUCAUGAUGAACCUGCUGCAGCAGACCUUCAGCCAGAAGGCCAUCCAGCGCAAGGCCUACGAGCGGGCGGAGAACUACACCCUCUUCAUCAUCGCCCAGCACGCCUACAAGCUGCUCAAGCAGAUCCUCAAGAAGAAUCCCACCAACCGCAUGGCCAUGAGCAAAUACGUCAACUACUUCCAGAAGCGGGGGCUGACGUGUGCGAUGUCGCGUGGCCAGAUGACGUUCCCUCCCUGCACGGACACGUUGAUGGAGCUGUUCCGCGACAACUACAAUCUGCUGAAGAACAUCGCCGACGACCAGGUGCUGUUCUUCAUCUUCCGUCUCCGUAACACGGGCCGCAAGUCGAGCUACAUCAAGUUCCUGUCCAUCCUGUGUCGCUGCGGCGACGAACCCCUCACGAAGAACCAGAACUUCAUCUGCGAGCGGCUCAUCGUCGAGAACCACGACCUGCUCAUCAGCAUCAAGAUGAUCGAAGAGACGGGCGAGGUCAUGGUGCAGCCUUCCAGCCGCGAACCGUGGACGCCCAUCGAGGAGUUCAUGAACGAGGGCGAGAAGCGCGACGACAAGCAGAUCUACUUAUCAGGACCAUCAAGCUGCUGUCCAACCUCUGCCUGGUACGGCCGAAACAGCUUCGCGAGCACCAAGAUCUCGCGGGUGAUGACCUACCCGCUGGUGCUGCGGUGCAUGACCAACCCGGACCUGCCCUUCACGCUGCGCGCCUCGUUCUGCCUGCUGAUGCAGCACCUCUACGUGGACGUGGAGCCCUACAAGGCGAUCACGCUCGUCAACUACACGCGGGUGUGGUCCGACCUCGAGCACAAGCCGCAGCUGGGCGGGUUCGAGGACGCGAGCACGCGCGACUCGCGCCAGGCCCGAUCCGACCUGUGCAAGUACGUGGGCUACUACAUCGCCGACAACUACGCCCAGUCGGUCAACGCCAUCACCCACAAUAAGCUGACGCUCGCGAUGGUGGUGCUCAUGAAGCGGAUGUUCGAGCUUGGGUUCUGGAUGCAGUCGGAAGACACGCUGCGGGACCUCAUCGUCUCCAUUCUCGCUCUCCUCGAUCCCUCCACCGAAGUUUCCGAGGGCGAACAGAACCCGCUGUUCAAGCAGGACGAUCGCACCAUCUGGAUCAUGAAGACCAAGUACAACCUGUGCUCGCUCAUGGACAUGUUCUUCAAUCUGCGCCUCGACCGCCGCUUGACCGAGCUGCUGAUCAUCCUGCGCAAGCACAUGGAUGGGGUCCCGACCGAUCUUACCAAGAUCAGCAAGGCCACCGAGGAAAAGAUCGACGAGGCCUCCAAGGUUUGGAGUGAUUUCCUGGGCGAGUCGGAGCGGGGCGGCCAGCAGUCCGACAUUCUGGAGCGGACCCUGCGGUACAUGGUCAUGUGCGACUACACUCCACUCUCGCUGGCUGCCGGCAACCUGCUCGUGCGCCAAUUCAGCCAACGCUUCGAGCUGCUCACGGAGCUGCAGCAAGUGCAGAUCCUGGUGACUGACAAGAACGUCAAGACAUUCCAAUUCGUGGCGCAAAAAAUGGAUGACCUCAAAUCCUUCCUGGAGAAGAACGGGUCGGAUUCGCUGAUCGUGCCCAUCAUCAACAAGUUCGCGAGGCUCUGCGUCAAGGGCAACAACGUGAACGUGCACAACCAGCGCAUCUUGAAGAACUUGGAGGCGCACAAGGUGGCCAUCGAGCUGCUUCACCUGCCCUUCAACAAGCCCCUCUUCUUCUCCGUCUUCCAGUUCCUCGCCGCGUUCUGCAAAGACAACGCGGACAACCAGAGCGCCCUGUUCGAGUACCUGGAUUUCUUCCUGAAGAUGAUGGGCAAGGACCUCUACGUGGCGGUGACGAUCAACGAGAUGUUCCACAACAACCGCGCGCUCUGCUCGCAGAUCACCGAAGUCCAGAUCCGCAAGAUCGUCAACGCCAUCGAAACCAACAAACUGCCCCGAUACAUACAAGUCCUCAUGACGUUGAUCAUACCGAACGACAUUCCGCUACGCAGGAAUCAGAACCUGGUGCUCAAGAUGCUGAUGGAGAAGCAGCAGACUACGUUGGUGCUCUUCAACGAUCCGGAGAGCAUCGAAUACAGGAAUUCGUUGAUCAAGAAGAGAAACUACGAGAAGGAGGACUCCAUGCUCAAGUUCCACUGCAUGCAGAUCGAACUGAUCACCAAGUGCUCGCUGGGCAAGAUCUACGAGGCGGAGGUCCGUUGCCAGUCGCUCUACUCCAUGGGCCAGAUCAAGCGCCAGCUGACCGACCCUGUAAACCUGCGGAGCAUCAAGAAAACGUUCACCAAUUUCCUGGAGGAGGUGUACUUCCUCACUCAGAAGCCCAAGAACGCGAUCGAGCUGGACCCUCAGCUGUGGACGAUCUUCUCUGAGCACUACACCAAGGAGUUCAUCGACCUCACCAACCUGCUCAACCAAGGAGAGCGUGAUGAAGAUGUGCUCGACUACGUAGUGACCGGCAUCAUCCCGUUCCUUGUGAACUACUUUGGCAAGUACUACAACCGCAAGGACGCCACCAUACGCCACAAAGUGGUGGCGGACUACAUGGUGGACGGCCUCACACAGCUCUUCUACGCCAAGGGACUGACCCACGCUCAGCGUGUGGAGGUGGGCAAGUGUAUCGACGCCAUGAACCGACCCGAGGUCAACAUUCGCGGCACCGAUCCUGAGAAGACGGACAAGGCCUCCAAGGAGUGGCGCGUGCUCAUUGAAUCGCCUCCGGAGAAGGAGACCAAGGUGUCUGUCGUUGCGGUCGACACAUCGCAGGAGGAGAAGGUCAUCCAAGGCAUCCAGCAGUUCGUCAAGUAUUUCAAGGAGAAGAAGAUAUUCGGCAUCGAACAGGAGCUGCAGAACUUGGCGCAGAUCUUCCGCAAGCACCUCGACACCUUCACCAAGAAGCUCAUUGAGCUGCUCAAGAACUGUGAUUCGGGCACGCAGCAGGAGCUGACCUGGGUGACGCUACGCACGCUCAACAUUCUGCUGGAAAAGCCGCUCGCGGACGCGCUCAAGUCCAAGAACAAGGACGUGCAGUCGUUGGUCAACAUGCAGAACAAGCUCAACAAUAUGGGCGCCACCAAUCUGAUUCUCCACUUGAUAUCAUCGUCGCAAAAUGAAGACCGAGUGUACCACCAGGCUCUGAAGCUGGGUAUCGCCAUUCUGCACGGCGGUAACGAAGAGGUGCAGCGGUACAUGCUCCAGUGCUUCAUCAACGGGCAGGAGGAGGGCUUCUUCCCCGAGAUCCGCUCCCGCAUCCGGCGAUCCAUCAUCGAAAUCAAAGAAAAGCAGCAGUUCUACUUCCGGCUGCUCGAGCGGAAGCGGGCACAGGAGCACCAGAGGACCGAAGCCAACGCCAUCCUCUUCAGGAACGACAAGUUUGGGACCGGUAUCGACAACGAGCUGUUGGCCUACCUCAAGCAAACCGAGGGCUCCUACCCCGAGAGUGGUUUCAUCCGUAAAAUCCUCCGAUUCCUGCAGCUCCUCUGCGAAGGCCACAACCUCGAGAUGCAGAACUACCUGCGGUACCAGACGGAGACGAGCAGCGAGUCAUACGAUUUGAUUUCGGAGACGGCGGCCUACCUGGAGGCCGUGGAGCGCGAGAUCGAUGCCACCAACAUCAAGAUCGCCACCCAGCUCUUCACCUCGCUCACCGAAUACUGUCAGGGUCCGUGCGCCGAGAAUCAGGUGGCGCUGAUGCGCACCAAGCUCGUCGAGUCCGCCAACUGGGUGCUGGCGCUUCCGGACGACCACCCGCUGUGCCACAGCAAGGACGUGAACAAGCUCAAGAAGGAAGCCGUCGUCACGCUCCUGUCUCUGCUCGAGGGCAACCAGAACCCGAAGGUCCCGCGCCAGAUGCUCAUGACCCUCAACUUCCACGUCAUGGAGAAGACGCUGGACACGAUCUUCCCGGUCAAGAUCACGCAGCAGAAUCUGUCGACAGUGGACGAGGAGGCCAAGGACGUCAAACGGGCCUUCCUGUACUAUUUCCUCAUCAAGACCCUGGCCGACCACGACAAGGACAACCACAAACACCUGAACCGGCUGCUGGAGGGAUGCAACGGUGCGUUGGCCCUUCGCAAGGGCACGGCCUCGAUCGAGGUCGUGCGGGACAACAAGCUGGAGCGCAUCUAUUUCCAGCGGCCCCGCAUCUGCAAGCAACUCUCGCCCAUGUCCAAGAAGAAUCUGCUUCACAACGUCAACAGAGAGAACCAGGCGAGCAAGAUCGAGGACUUUUUCGACCAAAACGAUGGUCUCAUCCAGGAGAUGAUGCACCGCGACAGCCUCGCCGACAACCUGUUCCUCAACAACCUAUCGCAGGGCGAGACCUUCCUCAAGAACCUGUCCUUCGCCUUCACCAUCAUCAUCAACCUGCUCAUCGUCUGGUCGUUCACGGCGCCCAAGCUCGUGGUGGACGAUGAAACGGAGGAGGGCGCAGUCGUACACAUCGACGUCCAACACCCCACCGUCGAGCCCAUAAUCUCGGCCCUCCUGACGCUCUUUGGCGUGUGCCAAAUAGGGCUCGCGGCGAUUCUGCUGUUCAUCGAGUACGAGUUCGGGUUCCGCCUCGCCUGGAAGCAGGCCGUGGCGCACCGCAAGAACCGCAAGGAGAAGGACAACGGCACCGACAACCACGAGGACAACCGCCAAUCGGCCAAAUGGUGGCGCGGCCUCGACCUGCCCCAACUAUGGUCGGCGGCGAUGAAGUCGGCAAUUUUCUACUUCCUGGCCUACCUGGUGUUCGCGGUGUGCGGCGUGGUGAUCUCGCCGUUCUUCUUUGCCUUCCACCUGCUCGACAUCGGCGCGCGGAGCAAGGAGCUCAAGUAUGUCAUCUCGUCCGUCACCCAGAACGGCAAGUCCAUCAUCCUCACCGCGAUCUUGGCGUUGAUCGUGAUCUACAUCUACACGAUCUUCGGCUUCCUCUUCUUCCGGGACAAGUUCGUGCAGGACGACGUCUUUAUCUGCGAGUCCAUGCUCAUGUGCUUCGUCAACGUCGUCAACUACGGGCUGAGGAGCGGAGGAGGUGUGGGCGAUCUGCUGAAGCCGCCGCUGUGGGGCGACCCGGAGACGCCCUACCGCAUCCUCUACGACUCGACCUUCUUCUUCGUCGUCAUCGUCAUCCUCCUCAACAUCAUCUUCGGUAUCAUCAUCGAUACCUUCGGUGAGCUGCGUAACCGGGAGGAAACGAUCGAGUCGGACAUCAAGAACAACUGCUUUAUCUGCGGCAUCGAUAACAUCACCUUUGACCGCGCCUCCGAAGCCGGAUUCGAGAAGCACUGGAAGUAUGAUCACAACAUGUGGAACUACCUGUACUUCCGCGUGCACCUCAACAUCAAGGACUCCACCGAGUAUACCGGACCCGAGCAGUACAUCGCCGAAAAGCUGGAGGUGAACGACCUGUCGUUCAUCCCCAACCAGAAGGCGAUGUGCCUCGGAGCCAAGCAGGAGGAGGACGAGGAGAAGGCGCAGGAGCUGAUCCUGCGGGUGGAGACCAUGUCGUCGGCCCUCCAGAAGACGACGGACGAGACCGUCUCGCGGCUGGGCGAGUCGAUGGAGAAGCGCUACAACACGCUCAACGCGUCGCUCAUCGAACUCGCGGCCAACACGUCGAGCCGCUCGACCGCCAUCGAGACCAAGCUCGAGGGGCGCGUCGAGAACGUCGAGAAGCACAUCUCCGCGCUCGAGAAGAAGCUCACCACCUAUCUCGAUAAUAUCGAGAAGGCGAUCAAGAAGGAGGAGAAGCGGCACAAGAAGGCGAGCAAGGAGAAGGAGGAGCGCAAGAAGAAGCGCGAGAAGCAGCUAAAGGAGAAGGAGAAGGAGAAGCGGCGGCGCGAGGACGAACGGCGCCAGGCCGAGCAGGACCGCGCGGCUCAGAAGCGGCGCGAGAAGGAGGCCCGCCGGCGCGCCAAGGCCGCCGACCUCCUCCGGCUCCAGCUCCAGCAGUCCCAGCCCGUGUCGACAGACACCAACGAAGCCCAGGCCCUGGUGGCCGAGCGAGAGCGACUGUUGCGGCUGGCCGCCGAGGAGGAGGCGAAGGCGGCCGAGGCCGAGGCCGAGGCGCAGGCCAAGAAGAGGGCCGCGGCUGAGGCUGAGGCGGCGGCGGUAGCAGCUGCAGCGAAGGAGGCGGAGGAAAGGGAACAGGCCGCGGCGGCGGCGGCGGCGGCUGCGAAGAAGGCCGAGACCGAGAUGGAGGAGAAGCGGAAGAGGAAGGCGGCCGAGGAGGAGGAGGAGGAACGGGCGAAGGCCGAGGCGCAGGCCAAGCAGGCGACUGCGGCGGCGGCGCAGAAGAAGGCGGCAGCGGCGACAAAGAAGAAGCCGAGCCUGCUAAAGAAGAACAGUGACAGCGAGAGCGACACGGAGAGCUCCGAUGGCUGGGACAGCGACAGCGACAGUGACAGCGAUGACGACGACAAGAAGUCGAAGAAGAAGCCGCAGGCGACUGCCAAGCCGCUGCCGGCGUCCGCGGCGAAGCAGCCCGGCGAGCAGGCCAAGGUCCUCGAGGCAGCAACAGCUGCUGCUGCGCAGGCGGCGGCCGAAGAGGCGAAGGCCGCGGCGGAGGCUGUGGCGGCGGCGGCGGCGGAGGAGGAGAAGAGGCGGGCCGAGGAAGCGGCGCUGUCUCAGUCGAUGGUGCCCACGAUCGUGAUCGACGCGCCCAAGGAAAAGGAGGAGGCGGAGGAGCUGAAGCCGACGGCGGUGGAGCCCACGGCAGCGAAGAAGAAGCCGAGCCUGGUGAAGAAGAACAGCGACAGCGAAAGCGACACGGAGAGCUCCGAUGGUUGGGACAGCGACAGCGACAGCGAUGGCAAGAAGAAGAAGAAGCUGCAGGCGAAGAAGCCACAGGAGGGCGCCCAGGCCGAAGACGAGAAGCCCGCCGCCGUAGCCGCGCCGCAGCCCCAAGCCGAGCCCGCAACGCCAGCCGCCGCGGUCGAACCUCAGCAGAAGGCGGAGGUGGUGGUGGACCAGAAGGCGGAGCAGCCAGCCGCUGCGUCCGCCGACGCGGCGCCGGCGGUGGUGUCACCCGAGCCCGUCGCGCAGACCGCGGAGCCUGCUGCUGAGCCCGCCCAGGCAACGGAGGCACCAGCGCCGAAGAAGACGGCGCCGGCGGCGAAGAAGAAGCCGAGCCUGGUGAAGAAGAACAGCGACAGCGAAAGCGACACGGAGAGCUCGGACGACUGGGACAGCGACAGCGACGACGAGAAGAAGAACAAGAAGGCGAAGCCCGGCAAGAAGCCCGUCGACACCGCCAAGUUGACUGCCAUCGCCGACGCUGUGGUAGCCGCCCCGCAGACCGCUGAGCCCGCGCCCUCUGCCGUGGCUGUGGCGGCGCCGCAGCCCGAGGUGAAGAAUGCCGAGGAGAAGGAAGUGGUGGUGGAGGCCGCGGUCGACGAAGUGAAGCCACCGGUGGCGGAGGUGAAGGAGGCCGAGGCGAUCGAGAAGGUCGCGGAGGCCAUCGCGCCGAAGCCGGCGAAGGCCGAGGUGUCUACUGAGGCCGCGGCCGUGGCGGGGAAGAAGACUCCGGCGAAGAAGAAGCCGGGGCUGGCGAAGAAGAACAGCGACAGCGAGAGCGACACGGAGAGCUCGGACGGCUGGGACAGCGACAGCGACAGCGACAGCGACGACGAGAGGAAGAACAAGAACAAGAAGUCGAAGCCCGCCGUCGUGCCCGAGCCCCAGCCUGAGCCCAAGCCCGAGCCCGCUCCGACUCUGGCCGUCCCCGAGCCGCAGCCCGAAGCCAGGAAGCCCGAGGAGAUCAGCCCCAAGGAGGCGGAGACGACCGGGACACCGGCCGAGGAAGAGGCGGUGGCGGCUGCCAAGAAGAAGAAGAAGGACGACGACGAGGAGGAGGAGGAGGCGAAGAAGAAGGAGACGAAGGAGGCCGAGGAGAAGAGGAAGAAAGAGGAGGAGCUGGCGAGGCGGAAGGCGGCGGUGAAGAAGGCGAUGAAGGACAGCGAUGCCAGCGAGACUGAGACCGAGACCGAGGCCAGCGAAAGUGAAAGCGACAGCGACGACAGCGACAGCGACGACAGCAGCGACGACGACAAGAAGAAGAAGAAGGGAAGCGUCGGGGCGAAGAAGAAGCCAGUCGUGGUCGUCAAGAAGGGCGGAAGCAAGGUGACGGCAUCGAAGAAGAACAGCAAGAACAGCAAGAGCAACAACAAGAAGGACUCGUCGGAUGAUGACUCUUCUGAUGAUUCGUCGUCGGACGAUGACGACUCGACGACGGAGGACGAGAAGCCGAAGGUGGUGGCCGCCUCGCGCCUGUCCGCGUACACCGCGUCCCAGCCCGAUUUCCUGUUUUAA
Molecule: messenger RNA, 10035 nt
Organism: Acanthamoeba castellanii str. Neff
Lineage: Eukaryota; Discosea; Longamoebia; Acanthamoebidae
Product: Inositol 1,4,5trisphosphate receptor type 2, putative
Exons: 51
Coding region: 1-10035 (3344 amino acids)
Biological process (GO): calcium ion transmembrane transport
Cellular component (GO): membrane; endoplasmic reticulum
Molecular function (GO): inositol 1,4,5-trisphosphate-gated calcium channel activity; inositol 1,4,5 trisphosphate binding
Source: RefSeq, a predicted model, not a curated record